CAAACAGAGUUUUUAUCCAGCAAACUCAGCCCACCCGUCAGGUAUAAAAGCCGCGGCGCUGGCCUGGUUUUAAUCUGCACUUUUCCCAAUCAGAAACAACGCCAGAAUCCCACAGACAUGAAGGCUGUCGUGUCUUUGCUCCUCAUUGGAUGCCUCGCCUCGGCACUGGCAGCUCCUCCGGUGAAAUGGUGCGCGCAGUCUGAAGCAGAGAAGAAGAAAUGUGACGACCUAGCGGGCAAAAAUGAACUGAAGGACCUUUUGACGUGCGUGCAGAAAGAAGGGGCAGAUGGUUGCAUAAAAGCCAUUAAGGAUAGGGAAGCAGAUGCUGUUACCCUAGAUGGAGGUGAUAUCUACCAUGCUGGACUCGAAAACUAUGACCUGCACCCGAUCAUCGCCGAGGACUACGGCCCAGGCUCUGACACCUGCUUCUACGCUGUUGCCGUGGCAAAGGCGGGCACGAACUUCGGGUUCAAAGAUCUGAAGGGGAAGAAGUCAUGUCACACGGGCCUGGGGAAGUCUGCUGGUUGGAAAAUUCCCAUCGGUACUCUGCUAGCUCAGAAUCAGAUCUCCUGGGGUGGAAUCGACGAUGAAACUCUUGUGAAAGCCGUGUCAGAGUUCUUCUCUGAAAGUUGUGUUCCGGGAGCUGACCAGGAUAUGCACGCUAAGAAGUACAAGAACCUGUGUAAGCUGUGCGGGAACGACUGCUCCCGUACACACAAGAAUCCCUACUAUGACUACAGUGGAGCCUUCAAGUGCCUGGUGGAGCGUGGUGGUGAUGUAGCCUUUGUGAAACAUACGACAGUCCCAGACUCAGAGAAAUCAAAAUACGAGCUGCUGUGUAAGGAUGGCACCAGGAAGAGCGUCAAUGACUUUACUGAAUGCCACCUGGCCAAAGUGCCCGCCCAUGCUGUGGUCAGCCGUAAGGACGCAGACCUGGCUGACCGUAUCUGGCAAAUGCUUCAGACAGCCAUGAAAUUUUCCCUUUUCUCGUCCACCAACUACAAAGCCAAGGACCUGCUCUUCAAAGACUCCACUGUCAAACUGGUCCAGAUUCCCAAGAGCACAGAGAGCUUCCUUUACCUGGGUGCAGAGUAUAUGAGCAUCGUCCGCUCGCUGCAGAAAGCUGGCACUGACAUGAAGCGGGAUGCCAAGGAGGUGAAGUGGUGCGCGGUGGGGCAUGAGGAGACCAGAAAAUGCGAUAACUGGGCCUCAAGCAUCGAUCCAGACUCUGAAGACAAGAUCAGCUGUGCUACUGCACCCACCGUGGACGACUGCAUCAAAAAGAUCAUGCGUAAAGAGGCAGAUGCCAUGACGUUGGAUGGAGGGGAGUUGUACACUGCGGGGAUGUGUGGCCUGGUUCCGGUCAUGGCGGAGCAGUAUGAUGAAGCUAAAUGUAGUAAUUCUGGAGAUACCCCCGCCUCCUCUUACUAUGCUGUUGCCGUGGCGAAGAAGGGCACAGGCUUCUCCUGGGCUGACCUGAGGGGCAAGAAGUCGUGUCACACUGGAAUGGGGCGCACUGCGGGCUGGAACGUCCCCAUGGGUCUCAUCCACAAGGACACAAAUGACUGUGAAUUCUCCAGUUUCUUCAGCGAGAGCUGUGCCCCUGGGGCUGACGAGGGGUCCAGUCUGUGCAAACUGUGCGUUGGCAAGGGAAAGGACAACGUGGGAGGCGUCAAGUGCAGAGCUAGCACAGAGGAGCUGUACUACGGCAACAGCGGAGCUUUCCGGUGCCUGGCAGAGGGUGGUGGUGAUGUUGCCUUUGUGAAACACACAAUUGUGGGAGAGAACAGUGAUGGAAACGGUCCCUCCUGGGCGUCGGCCCUGAAGUCUGCUGAUUUUGAGCUGCUGUGCCGUGAUAAUACAAGGGCCCCGGUUUCUGACUACGUGAAAUGUCACCUGGCCAAAGUGCCCGCCCACGCCGUCGUGACCCGGCCCGAGAUGCAGGACCAGGUGGUGGCUUUCCUGAAGGACCAGGAGAGCCUGUUCGGAAUCAACGGCUCCGACACUGGCUUGUUUAAGAUGUUCCAGUCCGAAGGGAGUAACCUCCUCUUUAAAGACUCCACCAAGUGUCUCCAGGAGGUGAUUAAAGGCCAGAGUUUCAAGGACUUCCUGGGGAAAGAAUAUUACGACGCUGUGACCUCGCUCAAGACUUGCUCCACCAGCGUGUCAGAACUGGAGAAGGCCUGCACUUUCCACACCUGCCAGCAGAAGGUGUAGAAGAGCAUCACUCACCCUCACAAACCCCCUGUCUUUGGCAGUUCGCCAACCAUCUGCAUGCAAGGGGGCAGGGAGUUCUUUUUUUUGUUCAGCUUCUGGUUGAUUCUGAAAAAAUGUACAAAACAAACACAUAAAAACUCUGCAAUAAUAAACUACUACGGCACGGUACCUAGAACCUGAAA
Molecule: messenger RNA, 2399 nt
Organism: Anguilla rostrata (American eel)
Lineage: Eukaryota; Metazoa; Chordata; Actinopteri; Anguilliformes; Anguillidae
Gene: tfa
Product: transferrin-a
Biological process (GO): antibacterial humoral response; iron ion transport
Cellular component (GO): early endosome; recycling endosome; extracellular region
Source: RefSeq, a predicted model, not a curated record